Zingiber officinale is the source of this 1365-nucleotide messenger RNA. RefSeq lists its product as uncharacterized. The transcript is spliced from 9 exons. The record is from RefSeq and is a predicted model, not a curated record. NCBI's taxonomy places the organism in Eukaryota, Viridiplantae, Streptophyta, Magnoliopsida, Zingiberales, Zingiberaceae. Bases 1 to 1365 code for a protein of 454 amino acids.
AUGCCACCUUCAAGUGUUCAUCUGAAGCCAAUACUGCAAGCUUAUUUAAAACGCCUGAACAAACCUGCAGUUAAAACCAUGACGAAUAAAGAUGGAGAGGUAAUUGAUUGUGUUGAUAUCUACAAGCAACCUGCUCUUGACCACCCCUUGCUCAAGGACCACAUAGUUCAGAUGAAACCAAUCUUUAUACCAGAGGUGGAAGAGGACCUCGACAAUCAAACAAUAGAUGAACCCGCAACGCAAAAUAUCGAGAGUUGCCCACCAGGAACAGUCCCGAUUAGAAGAACUCAGAUGAGCGAUCUACGUAGAGUUGCAUCCUUAGAAAACUUUGGAAGACGUAACACUAAUGGUGGCACCAUUGAUCAAGCAGGAGCCCUGAAGGCCGGAGCAGGAACUUACCUCGGAGCCAAAGCUUCGAUCAAUGUUUGGAAUAUCCCCGUGGAACCUAAUGAGUGGAGCCACAGUGCCAUUGAGAUCUCAGACGCCGUGAAAUACUACAUUGAAGCUGGCUGGAUAGUGAAUCCAGAAUUAUUUGGGGACCAAAAAACUCGGCUGUACACUUAUUGGACGGCAGAUGGGUACGGGAGGACAGGCUGCUAUAACUUACUCUGCCCAGGCUUCGUCCAAGUCAGCCAAAAGUUUGCGCCGGGACUUAUUGUGCACCCUCUCUCAACCUACAACGGCUCGCAAUUCGUCCUCCCAAUAACAGUUUACAAGGACAAUACGGAUUUGAAUUGGUGGCUCGAACUGAAAGGGGAGCCGGUGGGUUAUUGGCCGGGAAAGUUGUUCGGCGGUGAGGACAUGAGGUUCCAGGAGGCGAGGCAGGUGAAGUGGGUUGGCUCGGUGCUGAACAAGCGGAACAAGGGGCAUCACACGACGACGCGCAUGGGCAGUGGCUACAUGUCCGAGGAGGGAUGGGGGAAGGCAGCCUACUUCCGAUCUGUGUUCAUCUUCCACCCGUUAAACGUCGUGGUUCCACAGAGCAAUGUGCGGCUCUUCGCCACCGCCAACCAUUGCUACAGCGUCAUAUGGGGGGGAGGUGGUUCCAUAUUGUUCUAUUACGGAGGCCCUGGAGCGUCGCCUCCUCCCAGCGUUGCCUCCUCCGCAGCCAAAGCCUUCAUCGCCUGUGGCCUCCCUCCGAAGCGGCGUCCCUCCCGCGACCUCCCUCCAGCGCCAUCUCCGCGCAAAGGCCCUACCCUCUCGACGACCAGCGCCGCCUCCCUCCCUCCGACCUCCACCGCCGCCUCCUCCCAGCGUUGGGGACCUCUAGCGCCGCCCUCGUCGCCUGCGAACUCUCGUCCUCCACCUCCUGCCGACCUCCAGCGCCGCCUCCUAUUUUGUUUAGGUAUUCUCCAGCAAGCCUGA